This is a messenger RNA of Xylaria bambusicola, 960 nucleotides long. RefSeq names its product GPI-anchored cell wall beta-1,3-endoglucanase EglC. Gene Ontology annotation, cellular component: cell surface; extracellular region; fungal-type cell wall. NCBI's taxonomy places the organism in Eukaryota, Fungi, Ascomycota, Sordariomycetes, Xylariales, Xylariaceae. Gene Ontology annotation, molecular function: glucan endo-1,3-beta-D-glucosidase activity; 1,3-beta-glucanosyltransferase activity. The transcript is spliced from 2 exons. Gene Ontology annotation, biological process: carbohydrate metabolic process; cell wall organization. The coding region runs from base 1 to 960 and encodes 319 amino acids. The record is from RefSeq and is a predicted model, not a curated record.
AUGCGUUUUUCCUCUGCCGUCCUCGCCCUCGCGGCUGCUUUUGGCGCCGUUGAUGCUGCUCCUUCACCUGCCAACACCGGUCUGAGGGGUUUCAAUUAUGGCGCUUUCUUCCUCAACCAGCAGGCAAAGGUGCAGAACGACUUUGCCUAUGAGUUCAAGCGUGCGAAGGCAUUGCCCGGUACUAGCGGCUGGACAAGCGCUCGCUUGUAUACUAUGGUCCAAUGGGGAACCAAGUCCGAUAUAAUCCAAGCUAUCCCAGCCGCCAUCGACACCAACACUAAGCUGCUCCUCGGUCUCUGGAUUUCCGGCGGCACACAGUCCUUGGACAACGAGAUCGCGGCUCUUAAGGCCGCCAUCGCCAAGUAUGGCACGAAGUUCACCAACCUCGUCGUAGGUAUCUCGGUUGGUAGCGAGGAUCUCUACCGAGAUGCUGCCGGCGAAGUAGGCACAACGUCCGCAUACUUAGUCAGCUCCGUCAAGAGAGUUCGCAGCGUCAUCGCCGGCACGGCGUUGGCUGGUGUGCCCGUCGGCCACGUUGACACCUACGACUCGUUUCUGAACGGAACAAACAAGGCCGUCAUCCCCGCUAUCGACUUCAUCGGCUUCGACGGCUACCCGUACUGGGAGAGCACCAAGGCCAACAGCAUUAACGAUGCCAUGACUCGUUUCUACGACGGCUACGACAAGACGGUCAAGCUCGCCGGCAGCAAGCCCGUCUGGGUCACCGAGACCGGCUGGCCCAUCACCGGCAAGAAGAACAACCUCGCCGUCGCCAGCGCCGCCAACGCCCGCAUCUACUGGCAGAAUAUCGCCUGCACUCUCCUCCAGAAGAAGAUAAACGUCUUCUGGUACGAUCUCCAGGAGUCGCAGUACGGUACUGCGAAUCCCGACUUCGGCAUUUUCGGCCCCGGUGACCUGGGAACGCUCACGCCUCGUCACUCGCUCGUUUGCGUAAGAUAA